AUGCUGGUUAUGUACGACUUGCCACCUUGGUUGUGGAUGAAAAGGGAAAAUGUUUUGUUGGCACUAUUAAUACCAGGACCUAAGCAACCGGGUAAUGAUAUUGAUGUAUAUCUACAACCUCUUAUCGAAGACCUAAAAAUUUUGUGGACCAUAGGAGUAUCUAUUUAUGACAGGCUCACUAACUCCACAUUCAAUUUGAGGGCAAUUUUAAUGUGGACAAUGCAUGAUUUUCCAGCAUAUGGGAAUAUUGCCGGGUGUGUGACGAAGGGUAAAUUUGCAUGUCCUAUAUGUGGAGAAAAUACACAUUCUCUAUGGUUGAAAUUCAGUAGGAAGACUGUAUAUAUGUGCCAUAGGUGCUUUCUUCCACCAUCUCACCCCUUUCGGAAGAAAAAAUCAUGGUUCGAUGGAAAGGAAGAAAAGGGGAAAAAACCAAGAAUCAUGACUGGCAAAGACAUUUUGCAUGCUCUGAAAGAUUUUAAGAAUGAUUGGGGGAAAGGUGGAAAUGGAAAAGAAGGAAGCAAAAAACGAAAGCGAGACAGUGAAGAUAAACAAAUGUGGAAAAAGAGGUCAAUAUUGUUUGAUUUAUCAUAUUGGGAGGAAUUGCCAAUACGUCAAAAUUUAGAUGUCAUGCAUAUUAUUAAAAAUAUUAUUGAGAGCAUUAUUGGCACAUUGUUGGGUAUCGAUGGAAAAUCCAAGGAUGGUUUAAAUGCUCACAAGGAUAUGCAACAUUUGGAAAUAAGGCACGACUUGCAUCCACAAGAUCGUGUGUCUAGGACAUAUCUUCCUCCGGCUUCCUAUACACUUUCAAAAGAUGAGAAAGAAAUAUUUUGCAAGAGGUUAUUUGACUUAAAAGUGCCUGAUGGGUAUAGUUCAAAUAUUGGGAAUUGCGUAUCAAUGGACGAGUUGAAGGUCACAGGUCUCAAAUCUCAUGAUUGCCAUGUGCUAAUGCUUCAGUUGUUGCCUGUAGCCUUAAAGGGAUUACUACCAACGGGACCGAGAAAUGCGAUACUUCGCCUUUGCGCAUUCUUCAAUAGAUUGUGUCAAAGAGUAGUUGAUGGAGAAGAAAUGGCAUCCCUUGAGGUUGAGGUGGUUGAAACGUUAUGCAUGCUUGAGAGGUUCUUUCCACCUUCGUUCUUUGAUAUCAUGGUUCACUUAACAAUUCACUUAGGACGAGAAGCACGACUUUGCGGGCCAGUCCAUUAUCGUUGGAUGUACCUUUUUGAGAGACAUAUGAAGAUAUUCAAAGGAAAUGUUGGAAAUCAUGCACGACCUGAAGGUUGUAUAGCAGAACGUUACCUCGUAGAAGAGUGCAUGACAUUUUGCAGCCGGCACAUGAAGAAAUCUGUGGAAACAAGCCAUAGGGGACCUCGCAAUCAAGAUUUUGAGAACGAUGUAAUUCUCGAAGGUCGUCCAAUAUCAGCUGCCACAUCCAUCACAUUGACUGAUGAAGUUUUAGAAAGUGCACAUCGUUAUGUGUUAUUCAAUACAGCCAUAGUGGAACCUUAUUUGGAGAUUCAUAUGGAGGAGUUAAAGAAAUCGAAUCCUAGUCUUGGUCUUCCAAAAAAUAAAAGUUUACUUUUGAAGAGGCAAGCUGACAACUUUUCAAAAUGGUUGAAGGAAAAGAUUCAGGUAAAAGCAUGCGCAAAUAAUGAAUUGGAGAGACUACAAUGGCUUGCUAAUGGUCCUAGAAAGCAUGCCUUGAGUUAUACAGGCUAUAUCAUCAAUGGGCAGCGGUUCCACACAAAGGAAGUUGAGAAAUCAAUCCAAAAUAGUGGUGUUUCCAUUGAUGCGACAACUCUGUGUAGAUCGAGUGUGAAGGACAAUGCACAAGUUGUUGAUGUAGUUUCAUACUACGGGGUGAUAAAAGAUAUAAUUUUGUUAGAUUAUCACACAUUUCAACUGCCAUUGUUCAAGUGUGAUUGGGCAAACAUUGGCCAUGGUGUUAGGAUGGAAGAUGGUUUUACACUUGUUAACCUUCACCAAGGUCAGACCCAAUAUGACAAAGAGCCAUUUAUCCUUGCAUCCCAAGCAAAGCAAGUUUUUUAUUCAAGGGAAACUGAUUCUUCGAAUUGGUAUGUUGUACUAAAGGCACCUCCUAGGGGAUUUUAUGACUUGGAAAUGUACGAAGAAACCGUGGAUACAUCUUGUAGGCCGCAAGAUGUUUCAGCACUUGGUAUGGACAAUGACGAUGAUGAUGAAAGGAUAACUAACAUUAGAGGAGAUUGUGAGGGUACAUUGAUUGAGGAUUUGUAGCCAUCGCACCUUUGUAACUUUUGGUUUUUCUUUGGAACUUUUGGUAUGUUGUAUUAAAGGCACUUGGUAUGUUGGAACUUUUGGAAGUCUUGUCAGGAUAUUUUUGGUUUGGAACUUUUGCUAUGUUGUAUUAAAGGCACCUUCUAGGAUAUUUUGGUUUGUCUUAUUUAUUUAUUUGUAUCUUGCCAUCGUGCCUUGGUAACGUUAAUUUGUUAUUCAUAAUAUACUUGGAUAUUUGUAACUUUAGUUUGUUAUUCCUGCUACAUUAC
Molecule: messenger RNA, 2522 nt
Organism: Rhododendron vialii
Lineage: Eukaryota; Viridiplantae; Streptophyta; Magnoliopsida; Ericales; Ericaceae
Exons: 5
Coding region: 1-2253 (750 amino acids)
Source: RefSeq, a predicted model, not a curated record